Molecule: messenger RNA, 348 nt
Organism: Microtus oregoni (creeping vole)
Lineage: Eukaryota; Metazoa; Chordata; Mammalia; Rodentia; Cricetidae
Product: prefoldin subunit 1-like
Exons: 1
Coding region: 1-333 (110 amino acids)
Biological process (GO): protein folding
Cellular component (GO): prefoldin complex; cytoplasm
Molecular function (GO): protein folding chaperone
Source: RefSeq, a predicted model, not a curated record
AUGGCGGCCCCCGUGGAUCUGGAGUUGAAGAAGGCCUUCACAGAGCUUCAAGCCAAAGUUAUUGAUACUCAGCCGAAGGUGAAGCUUGCAGACCUACAGAUUGAACAGCUAAACAGAACGAAAAAGCAUGCGCACCUCACAGACACACAGAUUAUGACGCUGGUAGAUGAGACCAACAUGUAUGAAGGCGUUGGAAGGAUGUUUAUUCUACAAUCCAAGGAAGUAAUUCACAACCAGCUGUUAGAAAAACAGAAAGUAGCAGAAGAAAACAUUAAAGAACUGGAGCAGAAAAAGUCCUACCUGGAGCGGAGGACAACAUCCGAGAGAUGCUGAUGGCACGGAGGGCAC